AUGUCGAGAACUGCUCAAGUGCUCUCGAUUGAGCCGACCAAUGAACUUGUCUUUAAAGGUCCUUUCAAUGAUGUGGUGACUUGUCAGAUGAGGUUGACAAAUCCUACAGAGCGUCAAGUUUGCUUUAAGGUGAAGACAACAGCUCCGAAACAAUAUUGCGUUCGUCCCAACUCGGGUGUUCUCAAUCCAGGCGAAACAUGUAAUGUAGCAGUUAUGCUUCAGCCGUUUGAUGCAUCCAGUAAUGUAGAAAUGGAGCACACAAAGCAUAAAUUCUUAAUACAAAGCGUUUAUGCACCACCAGGAGAUCUCUCAUUAGGUAGUAUUUGGAAAAAUGUACAGCCAUCCGAACUUAUGGAUUCAAAGUUGCGAGUGGUCUUUGAGCAUCCUUCUGCAACGGAAUGCGAAGGAGACAAAACGCCUCCUCGAAUGUCCCCAGAAUCAAAAUCUGCAGCUGGUGGAUAUGCUGCGAAUAUGGAUGUCGAAGUGCGUCGCGUAAUUGAAGAGAAGAAUAGAGUGGAAGCUGCGAAGACCAAUUUGGAAAGGGAGAAUAAUAACCUUAAGGCUCGGCUUGCCGCACUUGAGACAAUUCCUCAAGUCACGGGUAAUCAGACAUCAGAAAGUGGAAUUACAGUUUUUCAGAUGGUAUUGAUCGCAUUUGCUGCCCUUAUGUCUGGACUCAUUUUUGGCAAAUUGUUCUGA
Messenger RNA from Brugia malayi, 699 nucleotides. RefSeq names its product MSP domain protein, putative VAP. The transcript is spliced from 7 exons. The record is from RefSeq and is a predicted model, not a curated record. Bases 1 to 699 code for a protein of 232 amino acids. Gene Ontology annotation, cellular component: endoplasmic reticulum membrane; plasma membrane. Gene Ontology annotation, biological process: endoplasmic reticulum membrane organization. Gene Ontology annotation, molecular function: FFAT motif binding. Lineage: Eukaryota; Metazoa; Nematoda; Chromadorea; Rhabditida; Onchocercidae.